This is a messenger RNA of Trichoderma virens Gv29-8, 1362 nucleotides long. RefSeq lists its product as uncharacterized. Lineage: Eukaryota; Fungi; Ascomycota; Sordariomycetes; Hypocreales; Hypocreaceae. Bases 1 to 1362 code for a protein of 453 amino acids. Gene Ontology annotation, molecular function: DNA-binding transcription factor activity, RNA polymerase II-specific; transcription cis-regulatory region binding; zinc ion binding. The record is from RefSeq and is a predicted model, not a curated record. Gene Ontology annotation, biological process: positive regulation of transcription by RNA polymerase II. The transcript is spliced from 5 exons. Gene Ontology annotation, cellular component: nucleus.
AUGUCGCUGGCAAAGAGAAACAACGGCUGUCUCGAGUGCCGCACGCGCCGAGUGCGUUGCGAUAAGACAGAGCCCGAAUGCUUCAAGUGCUGCAAAAAGGGGAUCAAGUGUUCCGGCCAAGGGAUCGAGUGUCGGUUCAGCUCUCACAUGAAGAAUGCUGCACCACGAGCGCCAAAUCGUUACCGAUGGGUCACUGUAACCAGCAAGCAACCGGGAUCCUCGCCAGAUGCGGCGAGGCUGUCUUCUCACCGGAGUUCCACCUCUCCACCAAAGACCUUGGAUGAGCGGCCCAUCGUUGGGCCUGUGCGCCCAAAUAGACCUACAUCUGAUACACCUUCUCCAGAUGGGAGUUUGGACGACGAUGUGGAAGAGCUUGGACCGAGAGAAAUGCAACUUAGUCCACCGCAACGUGCUAUCCAAGUUGUCUCCCCCCAAUCCAGACUGUUCUUUAACCACUUUUCGGAAUUCAUUGCGCCGAAAAUGGUUGUAUUUGACUUUAACGGCAAUGGCUAUCGCGACAUCCUCCUACCUCUCGCCUGUGAAGACGAACUUGUCGGACAGGCCAUCUCCGUGAUCGCGGCCUUUCAUCUGUCGCAAAGGGCGCCGCAUAUGCGAAUGGCGGCGGAGGUAGGCCAGCACGCCAUAUUAUCGAAACUGUUUCGCGACUCGCUCCAGCUAGAGCCAAAAAGAUUGUUUAGUCUAUCAACAUGGGCUACUAUCCUUGUGUUGCUAGUGGGGGAAACAAUCACGGGUGCCAACAAUUAUGUGCAUCUCCUCGAGAUUCUCUCAAACUUGGCACAAUCAUCCGAUUCUGUGCAGUCUUUGUCGAUAACUACAAGGGGUUUUAUCAGAGAACAAACACGCAUGUUCGAACUAUUUGGGUUUCCGCUAUCCAGCGAGUCCAAAGGCCUGCAAACAUUGUCGAAGCGCCCCGACUACUAUUUAGACUUCAUGUCUUCGUAUCCAUCGCUCAGCCAAGACCCUGAGCAGUACGCCAACGUCGCUACAAUGAAGGAGGCUAUCCGGCAAGCCUGCGAUUUAUAUCGUAAUCGUGCUCUGCACCUCAUAUCAAGAGAAGAAUCUAUCCAAUCAGUAGAGCGGCUUCGAGAGACAGUUCUCGACCUUGAUCCAAGCGUCGAUGGUUGCCAUGCUCUAGUCUGGACGUAUUUUGUGGCCGCCGCGGAAAGUAUUUUGCCAGAACACCGAGCCUUCUUUUCUCACCGACUACAAAGCCUCUACAGCUGCACAGAGUUUGGCACUAUUCCCAUCGCAGUCCAAAGCCUUGAACAUAUAUGGGCAAACCAGGGCUCUCAAAGAUGGACCGAAGUAGUCACUCGACAACGUCCAAUAUUAAUCAUGUGA